UACACGCAAGCGUAGAUUUCGGGUUUAACCGCCUGGUUGCCUUGGAAACCGGGAGGCAAUAAGAGGUGGAUUGAGGGGGAAGAAAAGCGUUUCCAGGUCAUUCCAAUCAUGGAGAAAAAAGCAAGGCAACAAAGGGGGGCAGAGGAAUGGUGAUAGAGAUAGAAACAAGAGAAUCUCCACGACAGUCUCCAAAGCAGAAAGAGGCGUUUCAACAAACUCCAGCCAAGGAACCGGCUUACAAAUGAGUUCUACACACAGGUCUACAGAUGGCUGGGAAGAGCAGGAAGAUGCGUGUAGUGAUGUAGCCUACUCGGAAAAGGAAUGUCAUUCGCUUCAUGGGCGGAUCCAAGGGCCACUGCCUUACACUCCAUACAUAGCCGAAGAGGGGGGCCGCCAUUGGACCGACAAGGAAGUGCGCGCUCUGCUGUGCGUGUGGGCCGACCGAACCAUUCGGGACCAACUCAAGUGCACACUUCGCAACAAGUCAAUUUUCCAGGAAAUGGCCCAUCAGAUGCAACAGAACUUUGGCGUGGUGCGGAACUGGAAGCAAUGCCGCACCAAGUAUAAAAACCUCAAGUACGAGUACAAGACUGCCAGGAACGUGCAGGCCACAGGGAGCGGAGUGGGUCCGGGGAAGUAUAUGAAGUUCUUUGACGAGGUGGAAGGCAUUCUGACCGAUAGGGAACUGGACAUCGGGGCCUGGUGUAAUGGAGACAUGGAAGCAGGAAUUCUGGGAUCUCCGGCAGGCCAGACGCCGCAGACCAUCAGAGCGUCCGAGAGUGAGGUCAUCAUAGAAAUUGACGAUGAUGACAGUGACGACUAUGAGAAUGAUGUUGAUAUGGAGCAGAGACUGAAAGGAACAGAUACCUACCUAUCUUCAAACCUUGCUGCGUCAGGCAGUGGCCAGUUCCAUGUGGUAACUGUAUCGGACACGGGCCGGAACUGGAGUGACCAGGAGAUCCGGGCGCUUAUUCAAGUUUGGUCUGAGGAGGGCAUGUGCAAGCAGCUGGAGAACUCCACCAGAAAGAGGGACAUCUUUGUCCAGAUCUCAAACAGGUUAAUGCUGCAGGGCGUUGAGAGAGACUGGAAGCAGUGCCACACCAAGUACAAGAACCUCAAGUACCUGUAUCGCUCUCUGCAGAAGGGGAAGGCGGAGGGCACCGACCCGCGGCGCCUCAUGAGGUUCUAUGACGAGGUAGAUGCCCUUCUGACCCGCACCAGUACUGACUCUCCAUGUGUGAUGGGAUACACAGAGCCCUACAUUGAGCCAGACGGACUCUCAAGAAUGACAGGCGAUGAGGGGAGAAGCACGGCUGGUGUCAGUCCGACAAAAUCGUUGACCACCAAGUCAAAUCCUGGCAUUGGGGAAGACGGAACCCAAAAUACUGAUACUUUCUUGUCUACAAGCUUGGAGGUCAUACAAUGUAUUCACGAUGCAGAAUCUAAGCCACAUGUAGUCAUGGAACAGAGUUUGGGGCAACAACCACAGAGAAGCGUUUUACGUCAUGCAGAAACAACGUUUUCGGAAAACAGAGGAAUAAAGAGAAAAGCUGUACAUCAAGAUACCACAGUGAGACUUGCGAAACGACUCGUUACCAGUAAAGAAGAACAGGACGACAUUCCGAUAAUAGAGAUGAGUUCAGUUCGUUCUUUCUGGGCAUCUAAACCGAUCACGGACAGCAAGGUAACCUCGAUUCCCCCCGUAUUACUACCAAGUGGCAAGAACCAAAGCAAUUGUACUAGUACAACAAAAAAUGCAACUAAACAACUUAUAAAAGCUGUAGGCCCAACAUGUUUUGGGCUGUGAAUUGAGGAACAUGAUCCCUGGUUAUUGGUGGAAUGAGUACAAGGGAAGA
Molecule: messenger RNA, 1856 nt
Organism: Gadus morhua (Atlantic cod)
Lineage: Eukaryota; Metazoa; Chordata; Actinopteri; Gadiformes; Gadidae
Exons: 7
Coding region: 242-1807 (521 amino acids)
Source: RefSeq, a predicted model, not a curated record